UCUUUAUGUUACAGAGAGAUGUCUUCCAUUCAGUUCCUCACAAGGCCUCCCUUGCCUCGUUUGGCUUAUCACAGAAUUUUAGCACGGAACCCUGGAGUUGUGUUCCUGCCGGGAUUCAAGUCCAACAUGAAUGCAGUGAAGGCAUUAGCCCUGGAGGACUUCUGUCGUUCAGCGGGGCAUUCCUUUAUCAGGUUUGAUUACAUGGGCUCUGGCAGCUCCGAAGGUAAUUUUGAGGAUUGCACAUUAGGAGAUUGGAAGAACGACGUGCUGACGGUCUUGCAUACUCUCACCACGGGACCUCAGGUUCUUGUUGGUUCUAGCAUGGGCGGUUGGCUUAUGUUAUUGGCUGCUCUUGCGAAGCCAGAGAAUGUGGCCGGAUUGGUUGGUAUAGCAACAGCUGCUGAUCACUUUGUAACUGUUUUCAACCAGCUUCCCUCUGAGGCCAGAGAAGAUGCUGUGAGGACAGGCAAAUACAAUAUGCCGUCCAAGUACAGUGCCAGUGGCUUCUACAGCAUGAAAUAUAACUUUAUAAAGGAGUCAGAGCAGCACUCUCUGCUACAAAACCGCAUCAACAUCUCAUGCCCAGUGCGGCUUAUGCAUGGCAUGAAGGAUGAAGUGGUACCCUGGCAGGUUUCCAUCAAAGUGGCAGAACAACUCAUCAGUGAUGAUGUGGACAUCAUCCUCCGAAAAAAUGGAGAUCACCGCUUGUCACAGGAUGAAGAUAUCAAGCUCCUGGUUACUGUCGUUGCUGACCUACUGCAAAAGUUAACCAAAAAAGAUCUGGAUUGAAAGGAACACAGUUGUGUUGGAAUUCAUUGUCAGUUAAUACUAAUCAAAAAGGUUAAGCAGGGUCUUCACCUGUGUUUUUGUGUUUUGCUGUCAUAAAUCAAGGGCUUAGAUAACUGCAGCUGUUGAACUAGAACGUACUUCAUAUUCGGAGAAAUGUGGUUAGACAUAAUCUCUGCAGCAAAUAAAAGUUUUGUAUACCUGCCAAAGACA
Messenger RNA from Rhincodon typus (whale shark), 999 nucleotides. Its product is annotated as palmitoyl-protein thioesterase ABHD10, mitochondrial-like. The coding region runs from base 19 to 789 and encodes 256 amino acids. Gene Ontology annotation, cellular component: mitochondrion. Lineage: Eukaryota; Metazoa; Chordata; Chondrichthyes; Orectolobiformes; Rhincodontidae. The record is from RefSeq and is a predicted model, not a curated record. The transcript is spliced from 4 exons. Gene Ontology annotation, biological process: protein depalmitoylation. Gene Ontology annotation, molecular function: palmitoyl-(protein) hydrolase activity; hydrolase activity, hydrolyzing O-glycosyl compounds.